UUGCCCUUGUUUCGUUCCCAGGCCUGCAUCUUUGCUGUUAUUGCCAUUCUGGGCGUAGCCUCGGCCGGCUACAUACGCUCUGGCUGGUCGCCGUACUCGUAUUCUUCGCCAGUGGUCUACUCACGGCCGGUGGUAUACUCGCCGUACUACAGCAGCGGUUACGGCGGUCUCGGUGGCUACGGUGGCUACGGCGGCCACAGAGGCUACGGCGGCCACAGAGGUUACGGCGGCUGGUCCUCUGGCUGGAGGAGUGGAUGGUGUGGUUACAGUGGUCUCGGCGGCUACGGUGGCUGGUCCUCUGGCUGGAGGAGUGGAUGGUGGUAG
Messenger RNA from Parnassius mnemosyne (clouded apollo), 324 nucleotides. The record is from the annotation of a GenBank genome assembly. NCBI's taxonomy places the organism in Eukaryota, Metazoa, Arthropoda, Insecta, Lepidoptera, Papilionidae.